Molecule: messenger RNA, 273 nt
Organism: Cladophialophora psammophila CBS 110553
Lineage: Eukaryota; Fungi; Ascomycota; Eurotiomycetes; Chaetothyriales; Herpotrichiellaceae
Exons: 1
Source: RefSeq, a predicted model, not a curated record
GAAGAUCCGGGUGCCUCAGAUGUCGUCCUUGUGCGAUACAGGGCCUCGGUGGUCCCCGUCGAAUUCCCUCCAUAUUCUAUUUACGAAGGGACAGCCUAUGUUGGCCAACUCAGGAAAGUCGUCGCACACUCCCUGCAGACGGACCCCAAAAGAGUCAGGCUAGUGUAUAAGAAGAGCGAUCUCAAACAUGAUGCAUGGCCGCUGCGAAAAUAUGAUAUAAAGCAAAAUAGCGAGGUGGUAGCUAUUAAGGCUGAGGCUCUAAUAGCCAUCUCU